This is a messenger RNA of Aureobasidium vineae, 1152 nucleotides long. The record is from the annotation of a GenBank genome assembly. NCBI's taxonomy places the organism in Eukaryota, Fungi, Ascomycota, Dothideomycetes, Dothideales, Saccotheciaceae.
AUGGCAAGUCAGGCAGAAAUCGACACGAUCAUGGCGCUGGUCGCCCAGGGCAUUCCUUUGGACCAAAUCCCCGCUGGAAGGCCACCUCCAGGACAGGUCUCUCAUCUUCAAAAUCCGGUCGGUAGAGGCCACAUGAUUACGACCUGCGACAUCAUCUGCUUGGUCAUCGUUUGCACCAUUGUCGCCAUGCGAAUGUACACGCGUAUCCACCUUGUUAAGAGCCUUUGGUGGGAUGAUUGGUGCACAUGUUUCGCCCUCGCUUGCUGGGUCGGGGAAACGGGCUUGUUCCAAUUGGCAACAUCAUGGGGAGCUGGCAUACACAUCUACGACCUUAGCGUGGCCGAUCUUUAUCCUUGGUUGUUGCGUGGCUGGGUCGUGGCUGCAGUCAUGUACAGCGUGACAAUGCUCUUCUCCAAGCUCUCUAUCCUGCUACUCUACCGCCGCUUGUUCCCAAUCACAAACUUUGCAAAGAGUUGGUGGUUGGUAACCGGUUUCACCAUCGCGUACUCGGUCGGAGGUGCCGCGGCUUCGUUGUUUCAAUGUCGACCCAUAGCUUCCGCAUGGACUUUGACCAUACAGGCCGACUACUGCAUCAACACCGAGAAGUUUUACACGGCCAACGCAGCCUUGAACGUCGCUUCCGAUAUCAUGAUUCUCCUCUUGCCCGUUCCUAUUGUUUGGGGCCUCAACACGGACUUGCGCAAGAAGGUCAUUCUUACCGGUCUCUUCUCAAUGGGAUCUAUCUCUUGCCUUGUCAGCAUUCUUCGUAUGCGCUCGAUUAUCGUUCUAUACAAAAACGGCUUCUCAGACUUGACCUGGGGUCUCACCGAAGUCGUCCUAUGGUCGCAGGCAGAACUGACUGCAGCUAUGAUCUGUACCUGCACACCUUGCCUGCGUCCACUGUUCGAGAAGGUCACACCUAUGCUGUUCUCCUCUGUCGCUUCCAGAAAAGACAACAGCAGCACUGGAUUCGGCACACAUGGAAAGUACGUCCGGACCGGCGAUUAUGGACACAGAAGUACGGCUAGCAAGGCGACGUCACUUGCCGACGUCGAGUUGGAGUCCAGGAUCCACAAGAAGGUCACCGUGGAUGUUAGCGCUAUGGGUAUUGAUGACAAUGAUAGCCAAAAGAGCAUCAUGCGACAUGAUUAG